AUGCUUUACGUUGUCAGGAGCUCAUGGUCAAAUCUAAUGUUAUAAAUGAUUACAGAGAGAUAGCCUCAAUCGCUUAUAUAUCAUUAUUCGACUCACAUUAUUAUGCUAUAGGAACAAAAGUAUCUAAUCUCUUAGGCGCUGAAGCUUGGACGCAGGGAAUUCUAUAUAUCACGAAAAUUUUCAAUCAAAAAAUAUCUGGGAAGUUUUCAGGGGCGUAUGUGUUUCCGCCAGAGAAAGUUCUUGAAAAUAAACAUCCUGACACAGGUUUAGACUUUGCUUCCUUAUACCCUAGUAUAAUCAUGACCUACAAUCUCUUACCUGAGAAGAUAGUCUCAACACUUUUGAAAGCAGAUAAACUAAAGAGAGAGAAUAAAGUGAUUCACAGUAUCGAGUUCAAGUAUUGCAGUCCAGCUAAAACCUCUUGGAAAGAAAAGGAAUGUAUGGGAUUAGUUAAAAGUAGAAUGAAUGCCAGCGGAUCUAUCUUAAUAGCAAGUGUAAUUGAAGAUGUUUGUUCGCAAAGCGAACCUAAGAAGCAUACUAAAAUAACUAACAUCCUAAAUCCUUUUAUUAGUUCAUCAUAUGAUGAUUUUAAAAAAGAAUAUGAUUCCAUCUGCUUCAAUUAUAAUUUUCUAAAUUCGAAGCAAAAAGCCAUUAAAUUGUAUAUGAAUUCAUUCUAUGGUGUAACUGGCCAAAAGUUCGUAAAAAAGAAAGGUUUUGGGAUAAAAUAUGGUGAUACCAAUUCCCUAUAUUUCACUUACCCAGAUUCCUAUUAUGAGAAAUGUGAUCUAUCUUACGAUAUUGAAAAAGGUGUAAUCUCAAAACAAGAGUACUGGACCAAAAUGGUCAAAAUAACUAUGGGAAUAAUGGAAAAAUUACGCAAUAAAUAUUUUGGCAUCCCCCAUGAAGAUAUCCCAAACUUCAAACCUGAAGAGUUUUUUAUAAGAGGAAUCGACACUAUAAAACAGGGUAAAUUCCAAGUUUUCAAAACCAUAGGGAAUCAGAUUAUGUGGGGAACCAUGGAUAUUAACAAUGACCCAUCACUCCAUGAUAUUGCUAAAGAUGUUCUCAGAGAUGCUUUAGUUAAUAUUAAGCAAUGGAAUUUUGAACAGUUUAUAGAGACCGACGCAUGGAAUCCUGAUAAAGACAAUAAAGCUAUUCAGCAAUUUAUAGAACGAAUGAGGAAAGAAUAUGAGAGUAAAAUUCUGACGUCAGGCAAAAGAAUAGAAUUCGUUGAUGUGGCGAAGAAAUUAGAUAAGGAGCUAGAUUUAUAUCAUUAUUUUGAAAAAACUAUUAUUGGCCUCUGUGAUCCAGAUAAGAAAUAUAAACAAAUAGAUGAUUAUGUACAAAAGAAGGUCAAAUCAUGGCUUGAGGGUUUCAUGAAAAAGAAUAUCAUAGUUAAUGGUAUUACUUCUAAGAUGAUGGGAUCCUGUAGGAUUGUUUAUAAGCGUGCUUACAGAAAUGCGGUUAAAAAAACGCAAGAAAUGUUAUAUCAAAAGAUAAGCAGUUUAUACGAAAUAAUCCAUGAUAAAAAACUCUCAGUAGAUGACAACAUGAAGGAAAAAAUAUGCUCUGAUUUUGCUCAAUAUCCUAGUGAGCUUGUAAAAUGUAUUGAAGAGUAUAAUUUAUUCUUUCACAAAUUAGUCUAUCAUAUGCGUUACAAAGAGUAUGUAUCAAUUCCAGAAGAAAUCAGCCCAGUUUCAUCCAUGCGAAAAAAUGAGAUAAUUGCUAACCUACAGCUUUACCUCACAUAUCAAAAAUUGAGACGCUAG
Messenger RNA from Funneliformis geosporum, 1769 nucleotides. Lineage: Eukaryota; Fungi; Glomeromycota; Glomeromycetes; Glomerales; Glomeraceae. The record is from the annotation of a GenBank genome assembly.